AUGCCCGCUCCUUCAGGAUCUAGCAGAUCAAAUCUUCAUAUGGGCAGAAAGGGAGGUUCGGUCCAUUUCAGCAACCCAUCUAAAGGGGUCUCAGAACUCGAGAGCCGACUUCCUAAGCCGUCACAGGAUAGACGCGGGAGAAUGGAAUCUGAACAAACAGGUCUUCAGACAGGUCUGCCAGCUAUGGGGUUAUCCAGAAAUAGACCUCUUCGCAUCCAGGGGAAAUUCUCAACUGGACUGUUUUUACUCACUAAACCCCAGCGAAAACCCAGUGGCAGUAGACGCCUUAGCCCAGAAUUGGGACAUGAAACUGGCCUACGCUUUUCCUCCUUUUCCCCUAAUCCCGGCAGUCCUAAAGAAGAUGAGGACCAGUACCACCACUCUGAUCCUGGUCGCACCAGACUGGUCCAAGAGAGCUUGGUAUCCCAUCUUGAGGGAAAUGUCGAUCAAAGACCCGUACCCCCUUCCAGACAGGAGAGGUCUGUUAACGCAGGGACCUCUGGAGCAUCCCAAUCUCAACAAGCUGAGACUGACUGCUUGGAUCCUGAGAGGCAAACCCUGAGGAAGAAGGGUCUCUCCAAUCAGGAGGAGCGGUUCCACUGUCUUGAUGUAAGAAGAACGGUCCUCGCCUACAUCAAGCGGACAAAAUCCUGGAGAAAGUCAGCGAACCUCCUCAUCCAAUUCGGUGGUAGGAACAAGGGAAGCAAAGCCUCAAAAACCUCUUUAGCCCGCUGGAUCAAGGAGACCAUCAGGGAAUGUUAUAGACUGCAGAGUUCAUCCUGCCCCAUAACGUUGAGGGCUCAUUCCACCAGAGCCAUGUCCGCAACCUGGGCGGAGAAGGCUGGAGCUUCCAUCGACCAGAUCUGCAGAGCGGCAACCUGGUCCUCCUCCACUACCUUCGUCAGACACUACAGACUGGACUCUAUGGCCAAUCAGGACUUGGCUUUUGGCCGUAAGGUCCUGCAAGCAGUGGUCCCCCCCUAAAUGGCGUUCUAAGUUGUUAGUUCUCCAUGGGUGC
Bufo gargarizans (Asiatic toad) is the source of this 1018-nucleotide messenger RNA. RefSeq lists its product as uncharacterized. Gene Ontology annotation, molecular function: DNA binding. The record is from RefSeq and is a predicted model, not a curated record. Gene Ontology annotation, biological process: DNA integration; DNA recombination. Lineage: Eukaryota; Metazoa; Chordata; Amphibia; Anura; Bufonidae. The coding region runs from base 1 to 984 and encodes 327 amino acids. The transcript has 2 exons.